UGUUGGCACCAUUGGCAAGUGUAUCAUAGACAGGGAGGGCUGGCAAGGCAUAUAAAAGCAAAGGGCACAAGAGGCAUAGAACCCUGUUCUUGCUUCCUCAGCUCCUCCAAAGGGAAAUUGACAGUUUUUUUCACCCACCCUUAAUUGUAAACUGGAUAUGAGUUCGAACAGCAUAGCUUCGAAUCGUUGGAUGUCGGAGAAGAUGGACGGCUUCGAUCCCUCUCCCAAUUCCAAUUCAGAUAACGAAGAGGAGGGAGUUCAUGUACUGGCAGUGGAUGAUAGUCUUGUUGAUCGCAAAGUCAUCGAGCGUUUGCUCAAGAUUUCUUCUUGUAAAGUGACAGCAGUGGACAGUGGAUGGAGAGCUCUAAAAUUGCUUGGAUUAUUAGACGAAGAAGACAAGAGCAGCAGCUCCUCCUCCUCCUCAUCUGCUGGUUUUGAUGUGUUGAAGGUGGAUCUAAUUAUUACUGACUACUGUAUGCCUGGAAUGACAGGAUAUGAGUUGCUCAAGAAAAUCAAGGAAUCAACUACUUUCAGAGAAAUCCCAGUUGUAAUUAUGUCAUCAGAGAACGUGGUGGCUCGAAUCGACCGAUGUUUGGAGGAAGGAGCUGAGGAUUUCAUAGUGAAGCCAGUGAAAUUAUCAGACGUUAAACGUAUAAGAGAUUACAUGGCAAGCAGAGAGGUCAGAUCAGUUCAAAACCAGGAGGAGAGAAGCAGCAGCAAUAUCAACAAGAGAAAAUUACAAGAGUGUUUUGAUCUAUCUUUAUCUUCAUCGCCACCCUCUAUUUCAUCAUCCUCAUCAUCCUCGUUAUCAUAUCCCUCACGGUCUCCGUCUCUGACGCCAUCUCCACCAUCGUUGUUUUCUUCAUCAGCGCCGUGUUCUCCCUCGUCGUUAGAUUCUCCGACUAGACGGCUCAAAAUGACGGGCUUCGAUUAGAUCCUUAACGUCAUACCCAUCAUCAUUUGAUUUACGGAGCCUCCAAUUAGACAAUGUUGCAAUUCUCCGUUAAUUUUAACGGUUUUGAUGCGAAUUACAUAGCUUCUUACUCUUUUGGCCCUA
Messenger RNA from Populus trichocarpa (black cottonwood), 1057 nucleotides. RefSeq names its product two-component response regulator ARR5. Lineage: Eukaryota; Viridiplantae; Streptophyta; Magnoliopsida; Malpighiales; Salicaceae. The transcript has 5 exons. The record is from RefSeq and is a predicted model, not a curated record. Gene Ontology annotation, biological process: cytokinin-activated signaling pathway; phosphorelay signal transduction system. The coding region runs from base 158 to 934 and encodes 258 amino acids.